AUGAAGUUCAUGACAACCCUCGUGACCGUUAGCCUUGCUUUCGGUGCUUUUGCAGAGCCCAUCGCACAAAAGAAACGCGCUCUCGCAGACUACCAAGCUGUAUUCCAGGAUAUCAGCGACCAGGUCACCGUUAUCCAAACUGACGUGGCCUCCUACGUUGCUGGCUCGAUUGCCGGGACUGUUGUCCAGGAUGAUUCAAGCACUCUGGUAGAUGUCAUCAACAACGGUACGACUACCAUCAGCGGACUUGAUUCACUUUCCAAUCUGGAUGCCCUCGGCCUGGUAUCUCCUAUUCAAAAUCUUACAAGUGGGGUCAGCGACCUGGUUGAUGCUGUGAUUGCCGCCAAACCCAACUUUGAUGCGGACGGCCUGUCUGCCGCCACUCUAACCUCCCUGCAAACGCAGAAGAACGCUUCCGAAGGUCUUCGUGACACCAUCACCCCGAAGGUUCCAUCCGCUCUCUCUAGCAUUGCGGCCGAUCUCGCCAACGGAAUUGUCAGUGAGAUUCAGCGUGGCAUUGAUGCUUAUUCUUGA
Aspergillus ochraceoroseus IBT 24754 is the source of this 534-nucleotide messenger RNA. Its product is annotated as cell wall mannoprotein 1 family protein. Bases 1 to 534 code for a protein of 177 amino acids. The record is from RefSeq and is a predicted model, not a curated record. The transcript has a single exon. NCBI's taxonomy places the organism in Eukaryota, Fungi, Ascomycota, Eurotiomycetes, Eurotiales, Aspergillaceae. Gene Ontology annotation, cellular component: extracellular region.